AAUCAACCUUUUUUUCCACUACAUACAACAAUGACAAUCUCGGUUGACACUUUAAAGAAAGAACUCGAGAAUGUUCAGGAUGAAUCUGUCAUUCUUGAUUCAGUAACAUCUUUAAACGACCUUUUAAAAGCUGAUGAAAAAAACUGGGAUUCGGGUACAGAGGCAUGUAAGAGUUUGGCCAAUGUCUUACGUACAGCAUCUGUUCGUACACCAUUAGGUGAAGCAAAUAUUAUCGAAAGUUUAUCAACACUCUUGCAAACCACGUCAGGGCAACAAACGGACUUUCGUUUACAGUCACUUCGAGUCUUGGGAAACUUGUGUUUUGAUAAUGUAAGCAACCGUAAGCGUGUCAAAGAGGCAGGCAUUAUUCCAAUGGUUGCAACAUGGUUUGAAACGGAACGCACCGAUCUGAUCCGUACUAUCUGUGGUUUCUACUUGAACAGCAGCAUGGAUUAUGCACCUAUUCAAAUCGAGAUCGCCGAAUGUGGAGCUGCAGAUAAUCUUCUUAAGUUAGUUAAAUAUGAUGAAGAGGACGAUGGAACAAUUACCAUGACGAUCAAGGUAUUAGAUAGUUUGGCUUCCGAAGACACUGCACGUAAAGUGAUUGCAAAGCCAUCUACUGUGAAGAUCUACCUUGAUACACUCAAAGACUUGUACAAAAGUGGGGAAUAUACCGAUGAUUUGGAUAAUUUAGAAAACCUUGUAGACACUUUACUUCAAAUUAUCAUGGACGAUGAUAAUCUUCAAAACGAAAUUAUCGAUCUUGGAAAAUUGAAUUUCUUGUUGGACUUUUUGGAGAAUACGGACUUGUUGAUUAGUGACAAAGAAGAAAAGGAAAGAUUAGAAGAAGUGCGCAAGACCGUAAGCAAGAUUGCCAUUUAUGCCACAUCUACAGAUUCCAAGAUGGAUGAGCUCUAUGACAAUCAAGAAGUUUUAUCGAGAUUUUUAAAUAUGGCCAGCAGUGAGAAUGAGGUCGUUCAUCAAUGCGCCGCUUAUGCGCUUGGAAAUCUUGCUAGAUCAGAUCAACAUUGUAUUGAGUUGGUAGAAAAGUAUAACUUAUCAAAGUUGUUAUUGGAUUUAUAUCAGAACACCGAAAAUGCUACAUUCCAAUAUGCUAUUUUGGGCUGCUUGAAGCAUUUGUGUCUUCCCGUUCCAAACAAGGCAAAAAUUGGACAAGAUGAUUGUAUUCGUAUUCUUACGCCAGCUCUUGAUGAGUCUAAGGAUAUGCUCAAGAGAAACCAGUUCCUUACUAUUGGUAUCAUUAAAUUAUUAUGUGCCGGAAAUUAUGAAAACGCUGUCAAAGUUAUUCAAGAAAACGCAUUUACAUCAGUGGUUGCAUUUAUCAAGCGUGUAGACGAUGUAGCCGCUAAAAGUGAGGCAACUCGUGUGUUGACAAAUUUAAUUAAAACCAUUUGGGUCGAAAAGGAUAACCUUGACAUUAGAAAUCAAGUGAUUGAAGCACAUAUUAUUGAGCCUAUUAUUGAAUUAAUCCGUACUUCAACACAUCCCGUGUUAAAGAAUGACGGCAUUAUGGCUCUGACUUUAAUAUUCUCGGAUCCCGAAUCAAAAUCCAUUUUAGACAAAGCGCUUCCUUUAGUUAUUGCCGACCCACCUGUUAUUGAUAUCAACGAAUCCGUUCAAAACGAAGAUGAGCCCCAGCAAGCUCCUCAAAAGCCCGAACUUCGGUCAUUUUUACAGGUUCUCGUUGAUAACAUCUGUUCAGAGAAGACUGAUAUGCCAGUUCAAAUCAAAUGCAAUAUGUGUGUAUUACUUAUAAAGAUCAUUACUGCUGCUAAUUCAGUGGAAGGACAUGAAAAUAUAAUCACAACUAUUCGAUCAUUGGCUUUGGAACGACUUGAAAGUGUGGAGGAGGACAAUGAAGAAUUGUACAAGUAUUCACAUGCAUUGGCAAAGGCGUUGAGUCAGUAAGAUCACUCCGCUUUGUCACAUAUUAAUAAAUACCUUUUGUUUUCAUUUUUUUAUAUAAAAAAAUGCCUUUUUAUAAUGAUUGUUGUGCUGUGCCAAAUUGGUGUAAAUCAUAACAAUUCAUUGACGCAUUAGGCAAUUUGCUAGAAAAUAAACUCAGC
Messenger RNA from Mucor mucedo, 2087 nucleotides. Its product is annotated as armadillo-type protein. Lineage: Eukaryota; Fungi; Mucoromycota; Mucoromycetes; Mucorales; Mucoraceae. Gene Ontology annotation, biological process: positive regulation of GTPase activity. The record is from RefSeq and is a predicted model, not a curated record. The transcript is spliced from 11 exons. Gene Ontology annotation, molecular function: protein binding; guanyl-nucleotide exchange factor activity. Gene Ontology annotation, cellular component: cytosol. The coding region runs from base 31 to 1929 and encodes 632 amino acids.